This is a messenger RNA of Protopolystoma xenopodis, 376 nucleotides long. The record is from the annotation of a GenBank genome assembly. Lineage: Eukaryota; Metazoa; Platyhelminthes; Monogenea; Polystomatidea; Polystomatidae.
GUACACCGAUCCGCGUAAGGAUGAAGAGCAACAAGCUUGGCUACUACCCUCUUCACUUCAAAAUGAGAUCCCCUAUUUCGUGCGUGACAAGCCCAAUUCCAUGUCAAGCGUCAAGGUGGACGAACUUCGCCAGGAGUUGCACCAGGGCAAUCUGACUUGUGUGAUACGCAAUGAGGUUGGCACAGACAGCAGGUCAAUACAGGUCACUUUCAUUCCCGACCUCGAGUUCAACCUUCGUCCGCCCAACAAGCUUACAGUGAUCCUUGGCUCCAGCAUCAGCAUUAAUUGCUCUUCGAAGGCCUCAGAUCUUCAGCCGGUUGUCAGAUGGCAAUACAAUGGUAAAAAUAGUGUGCUUGCCAUUCUUAAGCGCCCAUAA